AUGGCUCGUAUUCGUGGUGGGAAGCUCAAGCUCCAAUGGAUCGCGGACCGGGCGAAGCGCAACAGUGCGAUGAAGAAGCGCCUGCCAAAUCUGGUGAAGAAGGCUGAGGAGCUGGCUGUUCUGUGCGACGUCCCCGUUUGCCUCCUCGUGUACCUCCCGGGCGAGGAGGAGCCGGUGGUGUGGCCGUCGCAGGAGGCGGCCGCAGACGUGGUAGCACGCUACAAGUCUGUGGCGGAGUCACGUCGGCUGAAGCGUAAGCUGGACGGCGAAGACAUGGUCCGAAAGAUGGUGAACAAGGCCAAGGCGGAGCUCUACAACGUCCACCGGGAGAGAUGCGAGAAGGAGAUCAACCUCCUUCUUGUGGACUUCAUCGCCGGCCGCCGUGGGAGCUUCGCCGACCUACCGCCGAACAUUUCCGCCGCCUGUAAAUGGCAGGUGGAGAGGAAACUCCAGGCCGUCACUGCGCGCCUCCAGGAGAUCCGUGGUGCCAGGGGUGGUGCCAUCCUGCCUCCUCUUCCUGCGCAGCUGCAACUCGUUCCAUUUCAACCGGCGCCGGUUGAAGCAACUCCUCUGAUGAUGGCGCCACCUUCUCCUCCGUACCUGCCAACUCCUCUUUUGCAGAACCAUGUCCAAGAUUCCGAGGCGCCGCUGUCGGAAGAUGUGCUGAUAGUUGAACCUCUUGCCAUGGUGCCGCAGCGCUGGCAAAUUCCUCCUGCUCAGGCCGUCGUCCCUGUAGCGCCGCUUCGUGAGGAGGGCGUGUCGAUGAUGCUGAAUCCAUCGGCAUAUGAUGCUUCUGCUGCUCCCAUGACCCUGGACAGCGAGCCACGCCAUGGAAGCUUCCUCUUCGAGGUGCUCGACGCAUGCGACGUCGCCGGCGACGGCAGCGGCCUCCCUACAAACGAGGAGUUGCACGCCGUCUUCCUCAAGGCUGGCAUAUUCACCCCACCGCAGCCCAACCCAUCAUUCGACGAUCCCAUGUAG
This is a messenger RNA of Lolium perenne, 981 nucleotides long. The record is from RefSeq and is a predicted model, not a curated record. NCBI's taxonomy places the organism in Eukaryota, Viridiplantae, Streptophyta, Magnoliopsida, Poales, Poaceae.